AUGGCAAACGCUAAAACGUCGCGCAGCGCCGACACGGCCGCGCGGCCACGCCCUUUUAGCCGGCGCUUGUUCUGGCUUGGAUUUGGAGUACCUCUUGCUGCAUUUACAGGCUGGCACUUGUACCGGUACACAGGCAGCGUGCAGCUGCAGCGAGCGACGGAGCGCGUUGCAGAUGUGCUGCCAGAAGACCUUGACACGGAGCGUGUGCCCAUGGUCGAAUUUCCUAUUCCCGAGGAGCGCGCACUUCCAAGCGAACCGCUACGUAAGGCAGACCCCGCCCGGCGCGACGCGGUCCUUGAGGCGUUUGAUCAAUCGUGGAAUGCAUACGCAACCAAUGCAUGGGGCGAUGACGAAUACCAUCCGCUCUCGCGCUCUGGCAGCAAUCUGCUGGGGCCGCGCGAGAACAAGGUCGGGUACACGAUCGUUGAUACACUCGAUUCUCUGAUCCUGAUGCACCGUGCCGAUGCGUACGCCAAAGCGCGCGAUUGGAUCCGCGACGAACUGCACUGGGACGUCGACGGGCGGCUCAACGUGUUUGAGACCACGAUCCGGCUCCUCGGCGGCCUAUUGUCCGCGUCUGCGCUUAUGAAGAACCCGCCGCCAGGCGCACUGCCCGCGUCCGUAGUAGAUGCCGAGCUUUUCCUUGCCAAAGCCGAGGCGCUCGGCCAGCGUCUGCUCCCUGCUUUUGACACGCCUUCGGGGAUCCCAAAGCGCGAAGUGAAUUUGCGUACGGGCGAAUCAUUUUUCGACACAGACAACCAGAAUGCAAGCAGUCUUGCGGAGGCGACCACGAUCCAGCUCGAAUUCAAGUACCUGGCGCACCUCACCGGGAACAAGAAGUUUUGGGAUGUUGCUGAGCGCCCAAUGUACCAUGCCCGUAUCGCCUCCGAGAAGCCCAAUGCGGGUAUUCUGCCCAUCUUUAUGCAGCCGCAAACCGGCCAAUUUUUCCUUGCUGAGAUCCGGCUUGGGUCGCGCGGCGAUUCCUACUACGAGUACCUUGUCAAGCAGUACCUGCAAACGAACCGCACCGAGCAUGUAUACCGCGCCAUGUACGAGCACGCGUUCGAUUGGAUCAAGACGUCGCUGCUUGAGCAUGGCAGGCGCACCGAGCCCCCCCUGCUCUUCACCGUCGAGCUUUUUCCGCGGGGCGUGAGUGUGGACGACUUUGAGUGGACGAGGCUGCAAAAACAGGAUCACCUGGUCUGUUUCCUGGGCGGCGCAAUGAUGCUCGGCGCUGCCGCAUCGUCGGGUCCGAUUGUGCCGCCGAUUGCUUCACCACGCAAAUCCGCCGCGGAGAUCGAGGACUGGGACGUGGGCUACGAAAUUACAAGGACGUGUGUGUAUACGUACGCCGAAACGGCGACGGGCCUCGCCAGCGAGAUUGUGCUUUUCCGCGACCCUGUAGACUCGUUCGAGGGUACGCGCGAGUUCGUGAUUAAGCGCCGCAAACCCCAAUACGAGGGCGAGCAAGUCGAGCCGCUAAUUGACGCGCGCAAUAUUUUGCGGCCAGAAACGGUCGAGUCGCUUUAUGUCGGCUUCCAGCUCACCGGCGACCCUAUCUACCGCGAGUGGGGAUGGCACAUUUUUGAAUCCUUCCGCACGCACUGCCAAGUCGAUGGCGGCGCCGGAGGAUAUGCGGGCAUCGACGAUGUGGAUGCUGCGAACCCAAAACUGAUCGACCGUAUGGAGACUUUCUGGCUCUCUGAGACUCUCAAGUACCUCUACCUGCUGUUCUCCGACCGCGACACUCUACAGCCGACUGAGUGGGUGCUUAACACGGAAGCACACCCCCUCCCUGUCUUCACGCCAACAUUUCCCACAUCGCUCACGUAG
Malassezia vespertilionis is the source of this 1833-nucleotide messenger RNA. It is a transcript of the gene MNS1, whose product is annotated as mannosyl-oligosaccharide 1,2-alpha-mannosidase. Gene Ontology annotation, biological process: N-glycan processing; carbohydrate metabolic process. Gene Ontology annotation, cellular component: endoplasmic reticulum; membrane. Lineage: Eukaryota; Fungi; Basidiomycota; Malasseziomycetes; Malasseziales; Malasseziaceae. Gene Ontology annotation, molecular function: mannosyl-oligosaccharide 1,2-alpha-mannosidase activity; calcium ion binding. The record is from RefSeq and is a predicted model, not a curated record. The coding region runs from base 1 to 1833 and encodes 610 amino acids. The transcript has 3 exons.